AUGCCAAAUAAACGUCCGCGUUUAUCAAACAAUAGUAAUGCUCACGCUCUAUCAUUCUGUCACAUCUGUAAAAGGAAAAACCAUUCUGCCGAUGAAUGUCGUUUCAAACCAACGGCAUUAAAUCAGGAACAAUAUAGUAAAAGAGGUGAAAGUAAUAGUAAACCUACCUGCACAUUUUGUCAAAAAUUAGGACAUACUUACGACCAAUGUUUUAAGCGUGAUCGUUCUUUGACAUCAAAUAUAAAUCACAUCGAAGGUACAAAACUCGCCCCUUUAACUAUCAGGAUAGGAGUAAAAACUUUACGGGCAGUGUUUGACAGUGGUGCAGAAUGUUCAGUUAUACGGGAAUCUGUAGCCGCUGCUCUGCCUGGACAAAGAGUUCAAACGGCUAACUACUUGAGAGGUAUUGGACGAUUUCCCGUAUUAUCACUCACGAGUUUACUGACUAUAUGUGUCAUAGAUGAUAUCAGCGUAGAGAUUCAGUUUUAUGUUCUCGCUGACUGUGAGAUGUCGACGGACAUUCUGGUUGGCAUGAAUUUGAUUAAAGGCACAAACUUGAGUGUUAUAGUAACGUCUAGCAAAACAAAAUUAGUGCACCAAGGACUUAUCAAUCAUAUCACUACAAAUAGUCCAAUAUUUGGAAAACUAGACUGUGAUCUUUCCGACCCUGAAGAGAUCAAACAACUUCGCAUACUCCUCAAUAAGUAUGAACACUUAUUUAUUCGAGGAUACCCUAAAACCCGAGUUAACACAGGUAUGUUGGAAAUCAGAUUAAAGAAUCCGGAAAUACGUAGAACGAAGACCAUACCGCCUCAGUCCAGUGGAGAGAGAAAAGUUAAAAAGAAGAAUGGAGAUGACCGCCUUUGUGUAGACUUCCGCGAGUUAAAUGCUAAUACCUUGCGGGACCAUUACCCACUUCCACUCAUCUCCGACCAAAUCGAUCAACUGGCCAAUGGACUCUACUUCACCACAUUUGAUAUGGCGGCAGGUUUCCAUCAAAUACCUAAUUCGGAGAGUUCCAUAGAGAAGACUGCAUUCGUUACGCCUGAUGGAUUAUACGAAUACCUUACUAUGCCAUUCGGUUUAUCCAACGCGUGUGCAGUAUACCAAAGAUGUAUUAAUAGAGCAUUGUUUUCGUUACUGGGCAGUGCUGCUCAAGUUUACGUCGACGAUGUCUUGAGCAAAAGUGCUGAUUUUACUCAAGGACUAAUAAACAUUGAACGCAUUCUCAUAGCAUUACAUAAGGCUGGGUUUUCUAUCAAUGCGGAUAAGUGCAGCUUCUUCAAACGCUCAAUAGAAUAUUUGGGUAACGUUGUUUCAAAUGGUCAAAUCCGUCCAAGUCCAAAGAAAGUUGAAGCUCUAGUCAAGGCACCAGUACCGAAUACUGCUAAAAAGGUAAGACAGUUCAAUGGUUUAGCUGGAUAUUUUCGGAAAUUCAUCCCCGAUUUUUCCCGUAUAAUGAUGCCCUUGUAUGAGUUGACUAAACAAGGUGCUAAAUGGGAGUGGAAUGAUCGACACGAAGAAGCACGUAAUAAGAUAAUCCAAUGUCUGACAUCAUCUCCUGUGUUAACAAUAUUUCAAGAAGAAGCACCCAUAGAAUUAUACACGGAUGCAAGUAGCUUGGGAUUCGGUGCCGUUCUAGUACAAAUUAUCAACAAACGUCAACAUGCAAUCGCCUUCAUGAGUAUGAGAACUACUGAUACUGAAAGCAGAUAUCACUCGUACGAACUAGAGACCUUGGCGGUAGUGCGUGCAAUAAAACAUUUUCGGCAGUAUCUGUAUGGACGGAAAUUCAAAAUUAUAACCGAUUGCAAUGCCUUAAAGGCAUCUAAGCACAAAAAGGAUCUCCUUCCAAGAAUUCAUCGGUGGUGGGCGUUUUUACAGAACUAUGAUUUUGAAGUAGAAUACCGCAAAGGAAAUCGCCUGCAACACGCCGACUUCUUUAGCAGAAAUCCAAGUAGUUGUAAGGUUAAUAUAAUGACAAGAGACUUGGAUUGGUUGAAGGUGGAACAACGCAGAGAUGAGACAUUGCGUCGCCUGAUGGACAGCUUCAACAACGGAAAUCCAGUAGAUGAGAGAUCGCUUAAACACCCUGGAUGGGAAAAGACUCUACAUAAGAUCAAAGAAUCUUACUGGUUUGACAAAAUGAGUACCCUGGUGCGCAGGUUUGUGGACAACUGUAUCGUGUGUAGAACAUCAAAAGGAACAUCGGGCGCUGUACAAGCUCAACUACAUCCAAUCCAAAAGCCAACUACAGCCUUUCAAGUGAUACAUAUGGAUAUCACUGGCAAGCUCUGUACUACAGAUGCCCAGCAAUAUGUCGUAGUAACUAUCGAUGCUUUCUCAAAAUAUGUGCUGUUUUAUUAUGCUACCGAUAAGAGUCCGCACAGCACAUUAGCUGCACUAAAACGUACUAUACACCUAUUUGGAACACCACUUCAAAUAAUUGUGGAUGGAGGCAGAGAAUUCUUGGGGGAAUUCAAGACUUAUUGCCAACAGCUAGGAAUAGACAUCCAUGAUAUAUCACCAGGAAUCAGCCGAGCUAACGGACAAGUUGAGCGAAUAAUAGCAACGCUUAAGAACGCAUUAAUAAUGAUAAAAAAUUAUGAAACGGAACAAUGA
Messenger RNA from Parnassius mnemosyne (clouded apollo), 2622 nucleotides. The record is from the annotation of a GenBank genome assembly. Lineage: Eukaryota; Metazoa; Arthropoda; Insecta; Lepidoptera; Papilionidae.